AUGACUAUCUUUGCGCCUUACAUAUAUGCCUGGAGCAAAGAUGAAACCAAAGAGUUUCGGGUCUCCAACUUGAGAGACGCCUCUCGCAUCGGUUUGAACAGUGUGACUCUGGCUUUUUUGACCAACGAUCGCUAUGAAGAAAUUGAGCAGUGGAUAGACGAUGUUCGUCAGUUCCCAGGACAGGUAAUUAUUUCCAUCGGCGGCGCAACAGGUGAGUAUCCUUCAGAUUGUCGGUCUGUUGAAGAAGAGGCUUCUCGGCUAAUCGACCUGGUCCGCAGGGCGGGAUUCAAAGGGAUCGAUCUGGAUAUUGAAGGCAGUGUUUUAGAGAGGCACAGUAAGGUUGCAAAAAUUGCCAAAAUAAUAAACCUCGUUCAAAGCCAUUUCGGCACGCAAUUCUACGUCUCGCUUACUCUUCCUAUUGAGUUCGAGGGCGGACUGAACGAUGACGCUCUUUUGGCUCUGGAUGCGAUGGUCAGCAACAACGUCCGUAUAAAAGUGGUCAAUGCUAUGAUCAUGGAUUAUUACACUAAGCUGCCCCACGGAUCCAACUGGGGAGCCGAAAAUAUUCGCAUUCUGAAAGACAUGAACCGCCAAUUGCGAUCGAAGCUGCAUUUAACCGAGGAUCAAGCUUGGAGAAUGACUGGAUUAUGCCCAAUGAUAGGCUACAACGACGACAAUACGGUGUUCUCGCUCAACGACUUUGAUAGAGUUUUAACUUUUGCCAAGUCAAAAAAUGUCGCUCUGGUGACCUAUUGGGCGAUAAAUAGGGACCAGGUGGCUCCGAGACGCGAUAUGUUGAAGUUGAAGAAGAACGUGUAUGCGUUUUCCAACGCACAGAGCCGCGACCUCGAGUAUUGUCACAAGGUGCAAGAGCACUUCAAUUGA
Molecule: messenger RNA, 885 nt
Organism: Ogataea angusta
Lineage: Eukaryota; Fungi; Ascomycota; Pichiomycetes; Pichiales; Pichiaceae
Exons: 1
Coding region: 1-885 (294 amino acids)
Biological process (GO): carbohydrate metabolic process
Source: RefSeq, a predicted model, not a curated record